Messenger RNA from Linum tenue, 411 nucleotides. The record is from the annotation of a GenBank genome assembly. NCBI's taxonomy places the organism in Eukaryota, Viridiplantae, Streptophyta, Magnoliopsida, Malpighiales, Linaceae.
AUGUUCGUGAUUGCUAUUUUAGUUCUGCUUCCCCAUAGUUCAGCUGCUGGGAUCGGGCCAAGUCAUUAUGUCCAUGUCGAAAACCACUUGAGUGAUCCUCGGGCGAAGUUACUAGUCCACUGCAAAUCAGCGGACGACGAUCUCGGUGUUCAUUAUAUUGCAGUAAACAACGAAUUUCAAUGGCAUUUUCACAGCGCUUUCAUGAAGAUGACGUUGUUUUGGUGCCAUUUGAAACCAUCCAACCAAAAUGGUCGUCAUGUUGAUUUUGAUGCUUACAGAAAUAGCCUUGCCCAAAUUCGUAGAGAGUAUAGAUAUCAUAGUUAUUGGAUUGUCAAAGAUGAUGGAGUCUAUUCUAAAAUGAAGAAUGACCGCAAUCAAUGGGUAGAAUGGCUGCAAUUCCCCUGGCAAUAG